Messenger RNA from Haliotis rufescens (red abalone), 4191 nucleotides. RefSeq names its product mucin-17-like. Lineage: Eukaryota; Metazoa; Mollusca; Gastropoda; Lepetellida; Haliotidae. Gene Ontology annotation, cellular component: cytoplasm. The transcript is spliced from 17 exons. The record is from RefSeq and is a predicted model, not a curated record. Bases 165 to 2819 code for a protein of 884 amino acids.
UGUUGAGCAGGUGCGCGAUUGAUUCCUUCCCUUGCAGGAAGUUGACAUUGUCAAAGAGACGGAUCAACAACAUGGCGGCCUCCAGCUGAUUUUUUCAAAAUACAAAGUAAUCUGUCAGACAAUCAAUAUAUGUGAUCAUUCUUCGACAAAAGGUUUCUGUGACGAUGAGCGCCGUGGACAUCCUGCCGCCUCGGUUCUCCCCCCAUCGUGGGACAGUUGCUGGAGAUCUUGCUGUCCGCGGUUCCCCUGUAACACAGCACACACACAGCAACAACACAUACCCACCAGCAACAAACACACGACCAAGGUCGACCCCAGCCUCGUCCCGGGCACACAGCAGCGGUGGACGGAUGAACAGACCGAAGACUGCAGCCGCUGUCUUGUCCCGGACAGACUGUGACCGUGUUGUGCAGGUGGAGCAGGAGCCGACACGACGACACAACUUUGAGAAUCAUCUCCCCACCAAACGCAGCAAACCUCCACCAUGGCAGAAAAACAUGGAGGCUCCCCUGGUGCCAUUUGUGGUGGGUCCCGGCUACAUCCUGUCACGCAGCAAGAGCAAGUUUGCCGUCACACUCAAAGACGAGUUCUUCACCCCUCCUCAGGACGAAAAUCAAAAAAAAAGACAAGGGGAUAAUGAAAGACAAUCACCUCCUCACCCCCUCAUGUCCUCACCCCCUCCACCACUCAUCCUCUCACUCUCUCACCCUCUCACACAAUCACCUCCUCACCCCCUCCACCACUCAUCCUCUCAUCUUCUCUACCUCUCACACAAUCACCUCCUCACCCCCUCCACCACUCAUCCUCUCAUCUUCUCUACCUCUCACACAAUCACCUCCUCACCCCCUCCACCACUCAUCCUCUCACUCUCUCACCCUCUCACACAAUCACCUCCUCACCCCCUCCACCACUCAUCCUCUCACUCUCUCACCCUCUCACACAAUCACCUCCUCACCCCCUCGUGUCCUCACCCCCUCCACCACUCAUCUUCUCUACCUCUCACACAAUCACCUCCUCACCCCCUCGUGUCCUCACCCCCUCCACCACUCAUCCUCUCAUCUUCUCGCCCUCUCACACAAUCACCUCCUCACCCCCUCGUGUCCUCACCCCCUCCACCACUCAUCCUCUCAUCUUCUCUACCUCUAACACAAUCACCUCCUCACCCCCUCGUGUCCUCACCCCCUCCACCACUCAUCCUCUCAUCUUCUCUACCUCUCACACAAUCACCUCCUCACCCCUUCCACCACUCAUCCUCUCAUCUUCUCUACCUCUCACACAAUCACCUCCUCACCCCCUCCACCACUCAUCCUCUCAUCUUCUCUACCUCUCACACAAUCACCUCCUCACCCCCUCGUGUCCUCACCCCCUCCACCACUCAUCCUCUCAUCUUCUCUACCUCUCACACAAUCACCUCCUCACCCCCUCGUGUCCUCACCCCCUCCACCACUCAUCCUCUCACUCUCUCACCCUCUCACACAAUCACCUCCUCACCCCCUCGUGUCCUCACCCCCUCCACCACUCAUCCUCUCAUCUUCUCGCCCUCUCACACAAUCGACUCCUCACCCCCUCUUGUCCUCACCCCCUCCACCACUCAUCCUCUCAUCUUCUCUACCUCUCACACAAUCACCUCCUCACCCCCUCGUGUCCUCACCCCCUCCACCACUCAUCCUCUCAUCUUCUCUACCUCUCACACAAUCACCUCCUCACCCCCUCACUCCAAACACAGGGCGGAGGAGUACAUGCGGGACAAGAUGGAGGAACUGCACAGUCAACACCAGGACCAUGUCAGGGACCUGGAGGAACAGAACCAGGCCCAGAUGGAGCAUCAGAAGCAGCAGCUGGAGGCUGAGGCCGGGCAGUUCCGGGAGGCAGCAGAGGCUCAGAUCACUCGCAUGACGAAGGAGAUCGAGUUCCUCCAGGGAGCAUUCGAGUCUUACAAAAGUACGCUACACCGAGAGACUGAUGACAAGUGGAGGAUGAAGGAGGAUGAGCUGAGGCACAAAUACGAGGAGGACAAACAGGCCAUGCUGCACGAAAUGAAAACGAAGAUGAUCCACGAGAAGAACAUAGAUAGGGCAGCCAUGAUGAAGGAUGCACACAAGCAGAUUGAGGCACUCAGGAAGGAGCACAAGAAAGAGUUGGAUGCGCUGGUGAGGAGAUUCUCCAAUGCUGCAGCAGACAUCGAGAGACUGAAGAAAACAAUGGCGGAACUUGAGGAGACAAAAGCUGACCUGGAACAACUGACCACUCGCUACAAUGAAACCUGCCAACAACUGACCAGCACUACACGUCUGCUCACAGACACGAAAGUGCGUCUGCUGGAGUACGAGGAGCAGUUUCAGGACAAGGUGCAGGCGGUGGAUGACAAGUACAGACAACAGCUGCAGGAACUCAUGAGACAGAACACAGAACUCAGGCGCCAGUACAACAAGAAAUGUGGGGAGCUGUUUGAUGAGAAGGCUGUGUCGGAGAAGGAGAACUAUCAGAGAGUGCAGUCAGCCAAGGAGACCAUGAGGACUCUUAUCAAGGUCAAGGAGAGGUCAAAGGUCAACAUCAGUGCUGCAGACCCAACAUUGGAACAGUUAAGACGAGUGCCAAAAGUGCGACCAGGGAGUGCACCAAUUACGCGUCAAGAAUCCCAGAAUGCACAGCUGAGUGCUGGUGAAACUGAUCACCUCUGUAAACCUAAAGAUUUUGUACGUCCAGAAACUGUGGUUCCCCCAGAAGACCCAGAGUUGGAGGAAAUUCGUGAAAAGUUGUUUUCAGAGGAAGUUCGAGUAUUCACUAAAGAGGAAAUAAUAAGUGCUCUGGAUUCAUAACCCGCACUCCUCAAUGCUGGACUAGAUCCCGGUAUUCUGGGUCAGUCAUGAGACACAUGUUACCUGUUCUGUCUCCUGACACACUUUAACUGAUCUGUCUCCUGAACAGAUACCAAGCAGAUCAACAUCUAAAUUUGAACCUGUAAUCAAUUGUUAGUUGUCACUAAUACUGUAUACAGCUGUUAACAAGGUUAAGCUAUGUCUGCUGUGGAGAUGGAUGAAAUGACCUAUCAUUACAGUUCCAGUGGAGUUUAUGUCUUGAAUACCUUUUUUAUGGGUACAGGUAGUACUAAAUCGCAUUCAAGAGCGUUCAGGAUAAUAUCUAAUGCCUGACCUGAGUCAAAACUGUGCCACAGUAUUGAAGCUCUGCAAGAGAUCUCUGUUGUUAUUUCAGGCUAGAUUUGCCCUGAUUGUUUCUAGGUUUUCCACCAACAUACCCCUGUUUGUGGGUUUCACCAAAGUGGUAAAUAUUUAAGACCUGCAUCAUUUGGUCUUUCUCCGCAUCAAGAUGUCAUGAUAUAACUGAAACACAGUUCAAAGUGAUGUUCAACCCAACUCACUGACUCAAGACCACCUCACAAACUUUGAGAAAAAACAUAAAUCAUAUCUGAUGCUUUCUGUGACAAACAUACAGAGGCAACGUUUUCCAUACCCAGUUGUCUCCCUUUAACUAGAUGUUGUGGAGUGACCUCCCUUUUACUAGUUGCUGAGCAAGUUUACAACAGGGAUACCAAAACUGCCAUUUACUGGAGAUUGACUCACUGAACAUAGGUUUUCUACAGUGCAGUCCAAGAUCUUUCAUACGAAUGAAACAUACAAGGUCUGGAUUUCAAUGGAAAAGAGAAUGUUUGAUGUUUUAGAUGGAAAUUGCUAACUGGUCCUAUCCCUUUGUACAAAAUGCAAAAUUGGAAUUGGAAUUAUUUGUUUUUCGAUUACUGCAACACAUCUGAGUAUAUAUGCUAACUUAUCUACAGCACAUUCCUACUUGGAGGCAGUAGUAUUUAGAUAUAGAUCUUUGAAGGUAGCCAUAUUUAUCAUACUCCAAUGUGAUUUGACUAAUUUCUCAGGUAAGAUGUUUUUAUUCCAUAUUCCAGUGUUGAUAUUGAAUUACUACAUCUCAGCAUUGGUGAUUCUUGCCCAAAGUAGCAUAGUAAAUAGGUCACAGGGAACCUCUUUUCCAAACAAACCAGGUUUUACUUCAAAAUGUGAGACUUUGUCAUGCAUUGAUUUUUCUGGUAUACAUAACUUUUCUGAAUUUACAUCAGAGUUUGCCAUGAUUAUAAUAUUUCUACUGGAUAUACAAGGUUUAAUAUUUAUCACUGUAAUUGUCAUUCUUUGAUAUCAAUAAAAGCAUUUCUGUGAUUGAAGAGAA